CACAUACGCGCGCACACACACGCACAUCCCGAGAGGUCCAUUUUGUGAAAGGUCCACUUUCCAAGCAUGAAGUGACACGAGCCCAACGGAAAGCUAAGAGGCAGUCUCCGUCGGUCGGACCGCGGUGACUCAUUGCGCACUCUGUCGGCGGGGCUUUUUUUUGUGUGUGUGUGUGUGUGUGUGUGUGUGUGUUGCGCUUCGCACAGCAGGAUCGAUACCUCUGAAAAAAAGGCGUGUUCUUGUGGAAGGCGUGGCUUGCUGUCACGGACAUAGAGUUGGUUUUCCAUAUUCAUUUUUUUUUUGUUGAGCCUCCUCUCACUGACACAGACGCGCAAGCGGCGCCCCAAAGGAACGGGACAUACACCUCCUCUCAAGGAAAUCACGCAAAGUAACUGGUAUUGCACAUCUGGAUUACGACCAUUUUUAAGGACCGAAACCGUAAAUCCAACAUGGGAACUAACCCAAAAAGGACAGUGUCAGUCCAGAUGGUUCCUCACAUGGCUGCGGUGGACACGUUAGGCAAUAAGGAGCCUAAUGCCAACUGGGCAAAAGAGCCCAACCUCCAACUCUCUCAGGUUUGCCCAAAACCCACCUUCAUAUCUCCUGAACACGGACAAGACAACUCACCUGUGACUGCUCCUUCCACCAACACCACCACACACACUGAAAACACAGCGUCCAAGGGAGGAGGGGGACCAGUCAGCUGCACUGUGACAGACAAACCAGCAGCAACGAAUGGAAACCGGACCAAGUCAGAGCUCGCGACGGGUAGAGACCAACAGGUGCAAGACCUGUGUCCAACAGGUUCAGGAGCGGGUGAGACGGGAGGCGACCAGAAGGAUUCAAAUGCUAAUAUGAAAAUGCUGAGUACGGCUGAUGAAAAGGGAAUCUGUAAGGCCGCCGUAGCGCCUGCUCUUUCAGAGCCAAAGGUCAACAUGCAGACCAACGACUGCAGAAUGAAAGGGCCAAACGCAGCACGAGAGGACGGCAAUAAAACUGUUGCUGCUGAUAAUUCAAAUCUCAACAACGCCUGCGACUUACAGCGCGCGAUUCCCCAACCGCAACGCGAUGACAGAGGUAGCGUGUUGGCCCUCAAAGAUGAGCACGCCGCUGUACCGCAGGAAUCUCAAGAGCCUGGUUGUGUACGUGGCUGCUCACGAAGCCCUGUGAGUCUGCAGGAAGAAGCCACACCUGAACAAAGCGCGGGGAGUCCUGCAGCUCCUUCUGCAGCUCCUCCGGCAGCUCCUCCUGCAGCUCCUCCUGCAGCUCCUUCUGCAGCUCCUUCUGCAGCUCCUCCUGCAGCUCCUCCUGCAGCUCCUCUUGCAGCUCCUCCUGCAGCUCCUCUUGCAGCUCCUCCUGCAGCUCCUCUUGCAGCUCCUCCUGCAGCUCCUCCUGGCUCCACCACACCUUUAUCUAAGACCAAAGAUGCACAGGUUGGAUUUACAAAUACGUCUUCAAGUUCAACGCAUCCACAGAAGGAUUCACCGCCGUUAAAGAAACCACAAGUCUCCUCAGAUGAACACCAGCCAGAGACCUCGCAGACGGACUCCUCGGCUCCGCCGCAGGCCGCGCAGACGACGCCUGCAGGCGGCCAGGUGGCAGAGGAAGCCAGCCACACCGACACAUCUGCAUUCGAGGCGCAGCGGCGGCAGCGCGACGAGCUGUACAGAGAGGCUUCGACGAUGACCGCGUCCCCGCCGCCUGCGCCGCCGGUCAAGCAGCGCCACGACGUGGAGGUUCAGGCGGUGGCCGACACGUGCAGCAAGGCUGUGGCCACGAGUCCCAGCCUGCUGCCCUUCGCAGCGCCUCGCAGGCUGAGUGUCGGUGCAGACGCGAGGGAGGCCGCGCAGAGCCUGGUGGUAGUGUACCAGGUCGACGGUGGUGUGGGGCUCCAUCAGGCGGACGUGAGCUCUCUACCCGUCGGUACUGAUGAAAGGUCGGAGAGGCUCACUGUUGAGGCAGAAAUGUGCCCCAACCAAAAUGCCGGCGUGGUUUUCCACUCAGAAACGUUGUCCCAGCAGCAGGACAAAAGGCUCGGAGCGAAGCCUAAAGACCCUGGGUCCGCUCUCUGCAACACUCAGCCGGUUUAUCAAAUCAACAUUGAACACAGCCACCGCAAGGAACCAGGGGACACGGCUAACUCGCCAAGUAAAACGGCGGCUCGGAACCCGGCAGCAGAAGCUCCACCUCUGGGACCAGGAGCCCUCCGAGAGGCCGCCGCCGCUCCCAAGCCCGGAUCUGCUGACAGUCACAAUGCUGCGCCGCCACCGGCUGCUACCAAGCCCAGUCAUGCCCUGCCAACAACAACAACAACAACAACAGCAGCAGCAGCAACAAGCAGCACAUCAAAGCCAGGUCCAGCAAAGAACAAAUCUGAAAGUCCUAAACAAAAGGCUAAAGGUGCAGGUAAAGCCCAGAAGAAGGCGGCAAAGUCAGGCAAACAGAAGACAGAGCCUGAGGGCAAGAAAAAAGAGGAUCAAAAAGAAAUGGACAUCCACGACGUCGUCUGGGACGAACAGGGGAUGACUUGGGAGGUCUACGGGGCGUCGGUGGACCCGGAGUCCCUUGGCUUUGCCAUUCAGAGCCACUUGCAGUGCAAAAUCAAGGAGCAAGAGAGGAAGCUGGUUGUCCAGACUUCAUUCCGCAAGUCCGCUUCUGGCGCCGACUCGCCGGGCCCCGGAGGCACGAAGAGCAAGCGGAGGCGGCAGAACAUUUUCAGGUCGAUGCUGCAAAAUGUCAGGCGGCCCAACUGCUGCGUGCGCCCCCCUCCCUCCUCCGUCCUCGAGUAGCACAGCACAGACGUAGCCCGUGUCAAACUCCGACCUUUUUUCCCCCCCGGGGUCAAAGUCGUCGUUGUCCUCCCGGUCGUCGUGGUUGCAAAGGCAAGAUCGUGGGUGAAGGGGACGCCCCCCCCCCCCC
This is a messenger RNA of Pungitius pungitius (ninespine stickleback), 2919 nucleotides long. It is a transcript of the gene gprin3b, whose product is annotated as GPRIN family member 3b. NCBI's taxonomy places the organism in Eukaryota, Metazoa, Chordata, Actinopteri, Perciformes, Gasterosteidae. The record is from RefSeq and is a predicted model, not a curated record. Gene Ontology annotation, cellular component: plasma membrane. Gene Ontology annotation, biological process: neuron projection development. The transcript has 2 exons. The coding region runs from base 450 to 2789 and encodes 779 amino acids.